Nicotiana attenuata is the source of this 1493-nucleotide messenger RNA. Its product is annotated as non-functional pseudokinase ZED1-like. Gene Ontology annotation, molecular function: protein serine/threonine kinase activity; ATP binding. Gene Ontology annotation, biological process: protein phosphorylation; cell surface receptor signaling pathway. The record is from RefSeq and is a predicted model, not a curated record. NCBI's taxonomy places the organism in Eukaryota, Viridiplantae, Streptophyta, Magnoliopsida, Solanales, Solanaceae. The transcript has a single exon. The coding region runs from base 85 to 1164 and encodes 359 amino acids. Gene Ontology annotation, cellular component: plasma membrane.
AAUGAUCUUUUUUAUACUUUCAAUAUUCCUCAACUAUUUCUCACAACUUUUUUCUAAAAAAAACUCUUCAAUCUCUCCAUUUCCAUGAACAAUCUAGGCAAAAAACUUCCUUUUUUAUUUUCAAAAAAGGAAAAUAAAAAAGAAAACAAUGAAAAAUCUCUACAUUACUUCAUAAAUGGAAGUGCAUUACUAAAAGAGCAGCUUUCUUUUUGCAAUUAUGGCCAACAAAAAAUCACCCUCAGAAGCUUCACUGCAGAAGAAAUAAUUACUUCAACAAAUGGAUUUCAAGAAAGUGUUGGCCCUUAUUUAUACAAAGGUAAUUUCAAUGAAAAACAUUUAUUAGUAAAAAAAUACGAGAGAAAAAAGAAAAUGGAUCGUCAUGAUCAUGUCAUACGUGACAUAGUAAUUUCUUCUGAAAUGAGUUACCAUAAAAAUGUUCUUAAAAUCAUAGGCUAUUGUUUAGAAUUUGAAAGAGUAGCUUUAGUUUAUGAAUAUUUAAAAUUUGAUUAUCUUUUUAAACUUUUCUCACCUUCUUGUGAAAAUUUUUUGACAUGGGAAAAAAGAGUAAAAAUUGCUAUAGAUGUUGCAAGUGUAAUUCUUUAUCUUCAUACUGAAUUUCCAACACCAGUUAUACAUAGGAAUUUAACUUCUAGCAAUGUAAUUUUGGACCAAAAUGGUGUUGUAAAAUUGUAUAAUUUUGAAUGUUGUAUACCACUUCCAGUUGGCAAAGUAAAAGUACAGGAUGAUUUAAUAGGGACAAUUGGUUACUUAGAUCCUGAAUAUGUAUGGUCUAGUAAUGUUACAUUAAAAUCAGAUGUAUUUAGUUUUGGUUUAUUUUUGCUUAUGUUGUUAAGUGGGAAAGAAAUUAGGGUUAAUCAUGAGGGAAAAUAUUAUACUGAAGAUUAUGGUUUAAUUUCUUUGGAGAAUUAUGUAUCAAUAUGUGUUGAGAACAAUAAGUUAGACGAUAAUCUUAUUGAUUCCAAGAUUUUGCAAGUCGAACAAAAGAAACUGAAGGCGUUUCUGAAUUUGGCUUUGAGAUGUGCUCAAAAAGUUGGUGAAGAUAGGCCAAAUAUGAUUGAUGUUGCUAAAGAGCUUCAAAGAAUCAAGAGAGGUGAGGUACAUGGAUUUUUACCUACAAUGGAGUGUAUUAUUGCUUGGAAUUGAAAAUGUUGAAAUGUAAACUUGCUUUUAUGUGAAGAUAAUGUUAAUUAAUUCAUCUUUGGUGAAUUUAUUUUUUAUAUUUUAACCCUUUCCGAGCCGAGGGUCUAUUGGAAACAGUUUUUCUACCUGUAUUAGGUAGGGGUAAGGUCUGCGUACAGACUACCCUCCUCAAACCCCGCCUGUUGAGAACAUACAGGUUUUUUGUUAUUGUUGUUGUAUUUUAUAUAUCAUAAAUGUAAAGGUACCUUAGUCUUUGUAUACAAGUAUACAUCUUACAUAUGCCUCAUGUACUUGGUCGCAUAAUCUUAAGGAAUAUAAACUUUUUCAUGGUA